AUGUCAAGAUGUCUUAGCAAUCUUCUUAUAAGGCAAACUUAUAUUUGGGAGUAUGUUUUCGAGUUCAUGCAACUUAUGCAGAAGUAUCAGGUUCACCAAAAUCCUUAUCUCUCGCGCCCGUCCAUCACACCACCACUUCACUAUGCUUUCUCAACUGGCCUUCCUAACGUUGAGUCUAUGCGCCUAUGUGACUUCGCAGCCUUUGUCGAAGGUCGGGUCUGCGAACACGUCGAGCUUGCAAAUGGCUAA
This is a messenger RNA of Bipolaris zeicola 26-R-13, 249 nucleotides long. RefSeq lists its product as uncharacterized. The record is from RefSeq and is a predicted model, not a curated record. The coding region runs from base 1 to 249 and encodes 82 amino acids. The transcript is spliced from 2 exons. NCBI's taxonomy places the organism in Eukaryota, Fungi, Ascomycota, Dothideomycetes, Pleosporales, Pleosporaceae.